UUUAGCCAUUAAAUUUAAUUAUACGAAUAAUACAAUGUUUGAAUUGACUUUUUUUUUGCACGUCCGCAUCAGUUGAAACUUAUAGUUACGCCACAUUGAGGAAUGCACAUAUUUUGAAUUAAAAGAUAUUUUUUAACAGGCUACCAUUUUUUUAAUACACUCACAAUUAGAUUUUAUAAUAACAGUUGUUCAAACAUCGAGUCUGAGUAAGCCUCAAAAAAAUAUUAAACCAAUCAGUUAUAAAAAGACAAAGUGGAUGGCCGAGUCAAAUGUUCUUUCAUACUAAAGUAUACAACAAAUGUUGAUUAUUUAUUUAUGUAAUUAUAUGAAGUUUCUAAUGAUCCAGGGUUUCAAAUAUAAUUCUAGGAGAUUACUUUAUUGAGUACAAGAAGAACGAAAAGCUUCGAAGUGAGAAACUUUGAAAUAAACAUAGCCACCGUCAAUGCUUCCUUCGUAAAUAUUCAAACCUCUUAGAAAAUAUCAACUUCAGAAAAUUCCGGUUGCAUGAAAGAAACGAUAAAAUGGUUGUCAGAGAUCGAUUAAAGGAAUUUCAAGCAGCAUACGAACAAAGCAAUGGGGAAGAUGAGGAUAUUGAUUAUAUCAUGGAAAUGGAGAGUGCGAUUGAAAAAAAGAAACUGAAACCAAGAACUGAAGAUUUUUUAUUUAAGGCUGAUAACGUUAAACAACAUAUUGAAUUGGCGAAAAAUCUAAUCAAAGAACUUGAAAGAAAACAACAUCAAAUUUUAGGUGCGAUCAACUCUGAAAAAAUUUUAAAUGAAGAAAGGGACCAACUGAUUGCUACCAUCAAAGUAACAACAACAUAUAUACAUUCUGAUAUAAAAAUUCUUGAAAAGACAGCAGAGCAGGAUAAAUUUGGAGAUACAACGGAAGAUAGAAUAAAAGCUGGCCAGAUAAACACCUUGAUUCUCUCAUUCCAAGAGGUUAUGUCAGAAUACAAUAAACUGCAGAUGGAUCAUCGAGAUCAAUGCAAAGCAAGAAUAAAGAGACAAGUCAAUAUAUGUGGAGGAAACAAAACCGCAGAAGAAAUAGAAGAAAUGAUUGAAAAUGGGACUACAAAUGUCUUUCAUGCGCAGCUUUUGACAGAUGCUAGCCGUGACGCUUUAAAAGACGUGGAAGCAAGACAUUUAGAAAUCCUUAAAUUGGAAGAAAGUAUAAUGGAAUUAUUUGAGAUAUUUCAAGAGGUAGCGUAUAUGGUUGAAUUACAGGGCGAUAUGAUCGAUAAUAUUCAACGAAAUGUUGAAUCUACGGUGGAAGCAGUUUCAGCUUCAAAAACUCAAAUGAAGAAAGCUUAUAAAUACAAGAGGAGGAAACUGGUGACACUCUGCUGUCCCUGUGUAGCACUUUAUAGAAGCUGUACUCUACUGUAACAUUUCCUUCACCAUGAUCUCUUUUUCUCUAUUACCGUAAUGCUUCGAAUAAACGCCCGGGGCUUUUAUUAAAUUUUUUGACAUCUUUGAGGGGCUUCUAAUCGAGGGGGGCGUUUAAAAGAGGGGGCGUUUAUUAAAUUUUUUACACUUCGUCUCUUUUGCAGUUUUUAAGGAUACCUAUAAUAUAUAUCUUCACAACAGAAAAUAAAAGAUAUUCACAUGUUUUAGAGAAUGAACUUCACAAGCGAAAAGCUAAAUUUCCAACCUUAAACCUAUGAUUUAAAAAAAAGUAAGUAAGUAAGUAUACUUUUACUAUCGCCUCGAAUAAACCUCCCUUGUGAGGGAGGGCGUCUAUUCGAGGGGGCGUCUAUUCGAGGGGGCGUCUAUUCGAGGGGGGCGUUUAUUUAAAAAAUGACUGAAAAGAAGGGGCGUAUAUUUGAGGGGGCGUUUAAUAGGAGGGGGGCGUUUAUUCGAAGCAUUACGGUAUUUAACUUAAAAUAUAAAAUACACCUUUUUUGUAAAAGCUCUGUUUUUAAGAACGUUAAGGCUAAUACUUUGCUAAAAGGUAAAAACAUAUUAUGAAUAUAUAUCAUGAGAGCAAAAUAAUGUGAGUCUAGAAUUACCAAGAAAUAAUAUUUCCGAGCACUUUCGUUUUUUUUACAACUUUACGUGCAUAUAAUCUAUUUUUUUUAAUCCUGAAAAUAUUUACUAUCAUUGAUACGUCAUAUAUUUCCCUAGUUUUCUGAGAGACCUAAAAAUGUUAAUAAGAAUAACCAGAAUCAGAUGACAUUUUGACACUCUCAAAAAACCAUUUGAAAUUAGGAUCUUCCUUUUUUUUAUAACUGAAAGUAGCUAGGUAGUGUGUUUACAACAUAGAGCUACGCCGUCUCUUAUUUUGCUGUUAAAUAAAUUUAGAAAGAUUGAUUUUGAUAUCAUAUUUUAUUUUAUUUUGUUAUAUUAUAUUUUUUUCAUUUAUUAAAAUUUUUGUAACAAGAUGUAAAUAUGAGGAAUUUUUUAACCAUUAGUUUUUCUUCUUCUAAUCUUUGGACUUCGUGGUAGCGUAAACACGCAACUUCCUUGGCCGUAAUUGAUGUAUCAUGGAUGCGUUAAAUUGAUGUAUGAAACAAUUUUGAAGCAGGAUGGUCACAUUUCGUGAAAUGGCCCCUCCUAAAAUAUUUUAAAUAACCUAAUUUGGACCAAAAAUUUUAGUGACAUGUUUUUUCUAUAAU
Hydractinia symbiolongicarpus is the source of this 2617-nucleotide messenger RNA. RefSeq names its product syntaxin-1A-like. NCBI's taxonomy places the organism in Eukaryota, Metazoa, Cnidaria, Hydrozoa, Anthoathecata, Hydractiniidae. Bases 522 to 1388 code for a protein of 288 amino acids. The transcript is spliced from 12 exons. Gene Ontology annotation, biological process: intracellular protein transport; exocytosis; vesicle fusion. Gene Ontology annotation, cellular component: SNARE complex; plasma membrane; endomembrane system. Gene Ontology annotation, molecular function: SNAP receptor activity; SNARE binding. The record is from RefSeq and is a predicted model, not a curated record.